UUGCAGAUCUAACACGUCUCCACAAACCAAACCACUGUCUUCGUACUCUGUUUACGCUAUAGCAGUUAGCUGAUUCUAGCUUAUUUUAUAUAAUAGAAAACAAGUUAACCCAACUCACGUAUCAUCAUUUCUCUCUGAAUCAUUUCAUCUUUGUUUCAACUUCAAGCUAUAGGCUAGGCAGACUCAUAUAUGCUAUCUUCAACCUUGAAGUUAAAGGUCAAAACUCAGAACAGUAGUUUAGCUAUCAUGUUGACAUUGUUUAUCGGUCAUUGGAGUUGGAGAAAUUUUUGUGAACUAGCUGCGACGUCCGAGAUGGGGAACUGUCAAGCGGCAGAAGCGGCAACGGUGGUGAUUCAACAUCCGUCGAACAAGAUCGAGAGGAUUUAUUGGUCUGUUAGCGCUAAUGAGAUUAUGAACUCCAAUCCAGGCCAUUAUGUGGCACUUGUUGUCACUUCACCCACGUUGAAGUCAGAGAACGGUUUGCCAUUGAAGCAACUUAAGCUCUUGAGACCCGAUGAUACUCUCUCAAUCGGAAAUGUUUAUCAUCUCAUCAGCUUUGAAGAUGUGUUGAAGGAGUUUGCGGCAAAGAAGUGCAUGAAACUUGGGAGAUUGCUCAAGGAGAGAGGCGGGCGUGAUCGUUUGGAGGUGAAAACUAACAUUUCUAGUGGUCCGAAACCAAACCCGACCCAGAACUCNCCUUUUGGUCACAUCCCUGGAUUCUUGCUUACAUAUAGGUGA
Pistacia vera is the source of this 738-nucleotide messenger RNA. RefSeq lists its product as uncharacterized. Bases 190 to 738 code for a protein of 182 amino acids. NCBI's taxonomy places the organism in Eukaryota, Viridiplantae, Streptophyta, Magnoliopsida, Sapindales, Anacardiaceae. The transcript has 3 exons. The record is from RefSeq and is a predicted model, not a curated record.